Ixodes scapularis (black-legged tick) is the source of this 983-nucleotide messenger RNA. RefSeq lists its product as uncharacterized. NCBI's taxonomy places the organism in Eukaryota, Metazoa, Arthropoda, Arachnida, Ixodida, Ixodidae. The transcript has 4 exons. The record is from RefSeq and is a predicted model, not a curated record. Bases 64 to 873 code for a protein of 269 amino acids.
ACCCCGCCGUACACAUCCGGAAGAAUUGUUUUUGCUGUGUGGUUGCUCACAGUACUGGUGCUCAUGAACGCCUUCACUGGUCAUAUGAAAGCGACAAUGAUGAUUAGGCCUGAGCCAGAACGAAUCGAUAGCAUGAAAGCUUUGUCGGCACAUCCCAACAUGAGGACGCUCAUAUGGAAAGGAACCGCCUACGAGGCCCUUCUCAAGAAUUCCAAGGAUGUCGAAGAGUAUCAAGCAGUAUGGAAGAUGGUGGAGCGGUGCAACGGCACUUACGAGACCAAUUCCCUUUAUUCUAUGAACCACCUACGUUCGGUGUUAUCCGGCGAGGCGGUGAUUGUGAGUGACGUAACGACCAUGCGCUACCACGUGUCACGCACCUGCCACCUGUUCCGCGAUGCCAACUACUACUUUGCCAAGGAGCAAUUUUUUCCCCACAAAUUUGCGAUCGCCCUGAGGAAUGGCACAGAUAGCAGAUUUACGGAGUUUAUGAACAAAAGGAUCAACUGGGUGGUAGAAAGUGGCCUGCUGCAAGCAUGGAUGAACAGGGAAUAUGGGGACUGGGCAGCCUGUUCUGCGGCCAACCACGAGGAAGUCUACACACCACUGUCGAUAUUUGAAGUGCAGUCCAUCUUCUUGCUCUACCUGAUGUUCACGGCGAUUUCUGUAGCUGCCUUUCUUCUGGAAGUUGCAUCUAAAGGAAAAGUGGAGUGCAUCAAAAAACCUGGAAGAGUUGUCAAGAUUAAUAUUACCACAGAUUCUCUAACUCAAGGAGAAGAGAAGACGCCCACAUUUAAAGGCACUAAUUUUGGGCCACGCCUGGAUGGCCAAAACAAGAACGCAACAAGAGCGCUUCGACAAGUCCGCAUUUUUUGACGAUUCCAGAAUAACAAUAAAAGUACUUCAGAUUAUCAUUAAAUUAGAUUAAUAUAGACUGGCUGUGCGCGUAUUCUGUUUGAUCAUCCUACGAGUUGAUCUUAGUACUU